UUGAAAUAUUUCAAAAUGCAACAAUUUGCGUUUGAUAUUUGCAGGGCGUUCUCUAUUUGCGGCGCAGUAUGUACCUUUGCAACAAACGAUGGAGUUAAAGUGGUGAGUCAGAAUGGCUGCGAUCUUUACAGAAGAUUUGACAAUGACACUUUCUUGCAAUCCAAAGAACUGAUUGUGCAGAAUAUGCGGCGGGAAGUGGAAACCAGAGAAUUGAAGUUGGUACUGACUGGUUUAGGAGAAGGAAUUAUCCAAUUGGAUGCUUUUUCAAUUGAAGUGACUGAACCGGGUGAAGAUGAUCGUCUAAUAAACCGAAUCGGAAAUAAACCCAACCCGAGAAUGCGAGUGGUGAAAGCUGGUGCGAAAUUGAAAGCAACUGCUGGAAAACCUGUGAAGAACCUCGGAAAUUUGGGUUUUGAUGAGUGCCAAAGAGUGUGCCUGGACUUCAAAGAUUGUGAGACCGCCUCUUAUUGCGUGAAUGGUGGAGAGUGUAUUGUAUCAUCUGAUUUCGGAGAAGACAUCGCCAAAGACAAUAUGGAAGAUAACAAUUUAUGCAUCAUUGUGACUCGAAAAUAUGCCGAUCUGUUCAACCGAAGCCCUGGCAAUGUUUUAAGUCUCACAGCUCAGGAAGUUUUAAAACUUGAUUCAGUAGAGAAAUGCGCAAGGGCUUGCCAUAAAUCCACAAGUUAUCAAUGCCUGUCUUUUGAUUACUGUCCUCAAUCAAAGGACGCCCCAUGCAAGCUGCACACAGUACAUUACCCGAAUUCUAAGACUAGAGAAAAUAUCCAAGUCAGAGACACCAACUGCGGCCACUACUUCAGAAAAUUCAGCACUGAAUUCAGGAAGUACCCGAACAAGCGUUACUUAGGAAGUACCAUUCCACCCAUAACCAAUGCCACUCUCGAAGAAUGUUCGAAAGCAUGCAUGGAAUACAAAAAAGGAACAUGCUUUGGAUACGAUUUCUGCCAAGACGUGUCCAUGCUGGCCACCAGCUGCCUCCUUUUGGACAGCGAUCCAGCUAAGAUGAAGGCCAGUUAUUCCGAAGUCUGUACAAAUUUCUUGAGAAGUGAAGCUCAGUUCACCCCCAGGCCCUAUUCAAAUGGUUAUGCUGGCGGAAUAGGUUUCUUGUGUUUCGUCGUUGGUCUUGUUGCGGGUGCUCUGGUUAUAUUUGCUAUAGCCUAUAUCAGAGUCAAAAGACACUGAACUGAAACGAUUUAAAGAAGAACAAGAGUUGAAAUAGUUGGCUAUUUCAAGUUUUUCAACCCAAAACUCUUGAACUGUACAUAAAAUGU
Parasteatoda tepidariorum (common house spider) is the source of this 1289-nucleotide messenger RNA. NCBI's taxonomy places the organism in Eukaryota, Metazoa, Arthropoda, Arachnida, Araneae, Theridiidae. The record is from RefSeq and is a predicted model, not a curated record.